AUGCAGAACGGCCAAAUACCAAUUCCCCUGAAGAGGCCAAGCGAAGAAAGUUCCACUCACUCGGAAGAUACUACGGUGCACAAGUACAACUACAACCAUCACAGCAGCGAUUAUAAUAAUAACAAUAACCCUCCCGAUAUUGAAAAAUGUCAGCCCUACCGGGGGUAUAGGCGACACGAUGAUCACGAUGACGAUGAUGACAAUGACAAUGACACGGAGAUUCUGAGCAAUGCUAGUGGUGGUAGCAUGAUUAGUAGUAGGGAUGGACGACAAAGGUCACGGGUGGUGAUGCUCUACGCGGCGUGUUAUGUCGCUUUUGCAAUCUUGUCGUUCUUCUCCGCCACUUAUUACUUUUUGUGCUGGAUGCCGUAUGAACCGUCCAACAGUGAUCCGUUUCCGGGCCGUCAUCGGUGA
Messenger RNA from Aspergillus tubingensis, 414 nucleotides. RefSeq lists its product as uncharacterized. The coding region runs from base 1 to 414 and encodes 137 amino acids. Lineage: Eukaryota; Fungi; Ascomycota; Eurotiomycetes; Eurotiales; Aspergillaceae. The record is from RefSeq and is a predicted model, not a curated record. The transcript has 3 exons.